Molecule: messenger RNA, 765 nt
Organism: Chondrus crispus (carragheen)
Lineage: Eukaryota; Rhodophyta; Florideophyceae; Gigartinales; Gigartinaceae
Exons: 2
Coding region: 1-765 (254 amino acids)
Biological process (GO): mitochondrial respiratory chain complex IV assembly
Source: RefSeq, a predicted model, not a curated record
AUGUUUCGUUCCAUGCGGCCAGUCGCGCGGCGUCUGCUGCGGCGCGCGUCAUCUACAGGGAGAGCCGCGCCUCCGGGAGGAGGCGGGGGCGCGCGGACGGGGCAGCAGGGCCCGAUCUCGUGGCGGGCGCUGGCGGUGUUCGGCGUGGCCGGCACGGCGGGGCUGGGCUACUACAGCGUGAAGAAGCAGGCGCGGAUGGAAGGUAAGCGGGACAUCAUGCGGCCGCAGACGGUGGGCAAGGCGGCGAUCGGGGGCGCGUUCUCGCUGGUGGACGGCAGCAGCGGGGCGGCGGUCGACGAGACGUUCCUGCUCGGGCGGUGGACGCUGGUGUACUUCGGCUUCACGAUGUGCCCGGACGUGUGUCCCGCCGAGCUGACCAAGGUGGGCGAGGCGCUGACGAUGCUGGAGGGGCGCGGGCGGCGCGUGCGGCGGGACGGGAAGGGCGGCAGCGUAGUGACGCCCGUGUUUAUCUCGGUGGACCCCGCGCGCGACUCGCCGGAGCGCGCCGCGGAGUACGCGGCCGGGUUUCACAAGGCUUUCGUCGGGCUUAGCGGGUCGGACGAGCAGGUCAGGCAGGCGGCGAAGGCGUAUCGGGUGUACUAUAGUCGCGACGGCGGGGAGGGCGACGAGUAUCUGGUGGACCAUUCGAUUAUCACGUACCUGAUGGACCCCGGCGGGGAGUUUCGCGAGUUCUACGGGACGAAUAGCUCUGCGGCGGAGAUAGCCGCGCGCGUGGAGGCGCAGAUGCUGGCGUGGAAGGGUUGA